Molecule: messenger RNA, 2426 nt
Organism: Struthio camelus australis
Lineage: Eukaryota; Metazoa; Chordata; Aves; Struthioniformes; Struthionidae
Source: RefSeq, a predicted model, not a curated record
AUGGCUGUGUGGGGUGGGCAGGUGAGCGUCCCAGGCCGCAGCACUGGGCAAGAGGAGGAGGAGGAGGAGGUGCAUCAGCCUUCGAGUUCCCUCCCAAACUGCAAUGAUGAAUGGGAAAGCCCAGGCCGGCGGAGCACGCAGCGUUUGCGAGGAGCCGCUCGGAUAGCAGCAAGGGCUUUUGGAGAAUAUCUUUCACAAAACCAUCCUGAAGGUAGAAACGGCUCAGAUCACCUGUUAGCAGACUCCUAUAUUGGACAAGAGGACUCCCCUGAGAUGCAGCAGGCAGCACAGAACAAGCGCAGGCUCUCCGUCAUCUCGGACGGCAAGUUUGAGAGGAGCUUCUCCGAGGAGCAGGCGGAGAAGAUGCCAAGUGAGGGACCAAAGCCACGAGUUUACACGAUCUCCGGCGAGCGGCCGAUGCUGUCGGACCAUGAGAACGAAAGCAUGGAACUGGUGGUGAUGAAGGGGGCCGCCCAAGAGGAGUGCCACCACGGCCACCCUAUGCACAGUGCUGGCGGCUCUCACGGCGUGAGCAGGCAUUGCAAAGGCUGGCCGGGCAGUCGGCAGGGCUCCAAGGAGUGCCCAAACUGCACCCGGCUGGCUCCUCCUUCCCAGCAUUCCUUUGACCUGGAGCAGCAUCAAUCCAGCGAGUCAGGGUGGCACAGGAAAAGGCUGGAGAGGAUGUAUAGUGUCGAUCGAGUGUCUGAUGAUGUCCCUAUACGAACCUGGUUCCCAAAAGAGAACCUCUUCAGUUUCCAAACUGCUACUACAACUAUGCAAGCCAUCUCGGCAUUCAGGGGCUACGCAGAGAGGAAGAGACGGAAACGAGAGAAUGAUUCCGCAGCUGUUAUACAGAGGAAUUUUCGGAAGCAUCUCCGCAUGGUGGGGAGCCGAAGGGUUAAAGCACAAACAUUUGCCGAACGGCGUGAGAGGAGCUUCAGCAGGUCCUGGAGUGACCCGACUCCCAUCAAAGCUGAUUCCUUCCAUGACUCUCGAGAAAGCCAUGACCUUCAGGAUUCCUCUGGCACUUUGGAUGGAGACUUUGACUUGAACUGGGAAGCAGAAAAGGAGAUUGAAGCCAUGGCGUGUGACGGAGAAGACUUUAUUCCACCAAAAAUAAUGCUCAUUUCUUCUAAGGUGCCCAAAGCUGAAUAUGUCCCAACGAUUAUCCGCAGGGACGACCCUUCCAUCAUCCCCAUUCUCUAUGACCACGAACACGCCACCUUUGAUGACAUCCUAGAGGAAAUAGAGAAGAAACUCAACAUUUAUCGGAAAGGCUGCAAGAUCUGGAAGAUGCUAAUAUUUUGCCAGGGAGGUCCUGGUCACUUAUACUUGUUAAAGAACAAAGUUGCCACCUUUGCCAAAGUGGAGAAGGAGGAAGAUAUGAUCCUCUUCUGGAAGAGGUUGAGCCGGCUGAUGAGUAAAAUCAAUCCUGAACCAAAUAUCAUUCACAUCAUGGGCUGCUAUGUUCUUGGAAACCCCAAUGGGGAGAAGCUAUUUCAGAAUCUGAAAAACUUAAUGAAUCCUUAUAGGGUUGCCUUUGAGUCUCCACUUGAACUCUCAGCUCAAGGUAAGCAGAUGAUUGAGACUUACUUUGACUUCCGCCUUUACCGCCUCUGGAAGACCCGCCAGCACUCUAAGCUAUUGGAUUAUGAUGACAUUUUAUGAGCUGGAGAAGACUUUGCAAGAAGUAGUUGAUCACCGGUGUCUAAGAAGUCAUGCUUACUGCAGAGAGACUUUUUUACUGGCACAGGGAGCCCUUCAAAGCCCUAGAGGAGGCAGCAGCGCUGAAGGGAGGGAAGAAGGAGCCCUCAGAAGUGUAUCAGGAGGAAAGUCUCCUGGGUCAAGAGAGACUGGAGGGAAAGGGUUUGACACCUCGCUCGCCUCAGGGCAGAGCCGUGGUGUCUCAGGAGGAGCUGUGUGAAACGAGGACAGGAUGGAGUUCCUUGCAGAACUGAGCUGUUUUGGGUCAGAAUGGGCCAGAUUUGAUUCCAGGUCCUUUUAAAGACUUUUGAAGCUCAGGUUUUCUUACAAAAAAUAAAACAAAUUACCCAUGCACUACAGUAAAGAAGUGACCAGAGCACAGAGGAAGGAGGGGUUUGUACUGAUGGGACCUUCUGUGCUGGGGAUCUUGGAGAGCAAGGACUGCUACACCUACUCCUGCAAGCUUAGAUCAAAACGAUCCAGUUUCAAUGUGCAUAUAUACUGGAAUAUAGAAUUGAAGUCUAACUUUUUUGUUUUGUUUAAUAGAAAAUAAGUGCAAUUUUUAUAGAGAGAGGGGUAAAAUCCCUCCCAAUAUUUAAUUAGUUAAAAAUAACACACCAGUAACCAAUAGAUGAGGUAUUUUUGGUCUGCUUGAAAAUAUAUUCAAAAUGGUAAUAUAUCUUCUGUAGACAUAUUUAAUCACCAGCAAACAUGGUUUUAAC